CUGCAUCCUGCCCGCUUUCUCCUGUAAACAGCUUCCGGGUGGCGUUGCCUUCACCGGCAGUGACAACGCGUAAUUACGACGUUUAACCUGCACCGUGAAGGCAUCCUGACCUUUUACCCAACCGCACCGACAGUCAUGCGUUAACGGUAACGUGUGUGACUCACAGCCCGCUGCUCAGUCAGGCGGCUGUCACCGAUUACCGGAUCCGUUAACCGGUUAGAGGAGCGGCUAGCAAGUUAGCUAGCUGUCAGGGCGGUGGAGUUAGCAGCUAGCAGCUAGUAGCUAGCAGAAGAUGGAGGAGUUUCUGUCGAGCUGCCGCCGAGCCGUGCAGAACACGGAUCAGGCAGGUUCAGGGUUCCACGUGGUUCUGGGGAAUGAAGCCUGUGACGUGGACUCCAUGGUGUGUGCUCUGACCUACGCCUACUUCCUGUCCAAGACUGUGCAGAGCGAGACGCUCGCUCUCCCUCUGCUGAACGUCCGUCACUCAGACUUUGUGCUGCGUUCAGAUAGCGUCUUUCUGCUGCGACAGAUCGGUUUGUCUCCAGAUCUUCUGCUGUUCAGAGAUCAGCUGGACCUGCGAGCGUUGCAGCGAGCCGGCCGCCUGCGGCUGACGCUGGUCGACCACAACGUCCUGCCCAGUUCAGACAGCGACCUGGAGGGGGCAGUGGUGGAGGUGAUCGACCAUCACCUGCUGGAGAGAGAGCCCUCCCCCUCCUGUCCUGUUACCGUGGAGAUGGUGGGAUCCUGUGCUACUUUGGUAACAGAACGCAUCAUCCAGAAAGCUCCGGAAAUCCUGGACCAGCAGGUCGCUCAACUGCUCUACGCGGCGGUGGUGUUGGACUGUGUGAACAUGGCUCCCUCAGCAGGUAAAGUGACUCCUAAAGACAGCCAGUAUGCUGCAGCGUUGGAGUGUCGUUUCCCCUCUCUGCCACCGAGGGGCGCUCUCUUCCAGACUCUGCAGAACGCCAAGUUUGAUGUCUCAGGUCUGAACACAGAACAGAUGUUGUUGAAGGACAUGAAAGCUGCUUCAGGAAGUUUGAAUCUGGCCGUCUCUGUUCUCUACAUCAACCUGGAGGACUUCCUGCAGAGGGCGGAGUUGGAGGCGGAGCUCUCAGAUUUCUGUCUGAAGUUUGGAUUCGACCUGCUGCUGCUGAUGACCAUCUCCUUCACUGAGAGCAAAGAGCCAAUCAGAGAGCUCGCUGUGUUCAGCCACAGCGCCACCUGCAGGGAACAGGUGAGCCUCUACUUGGAACAGGCCCGUAACCCCGCCCUCAACCUCUGUCCAAUCAGCAGCCCCCAUCCUCACAUCGCAGCCUAUCAGCAAGGAAACAAUCUGGCGUCUCGUAAGAAGCUCCUCCCCAUCAUUAAAGACUUCCUGAAGGAGCAGGACGCCGAUGGUCGCCUGGGAGACAGUCGCCUGGGAGACGUGGAGGAGGAGGAGGAGUCUCGGGUCCCUCCGACCCCGAUGAACAGUCUGGUAGAGGGCUGUCCUCUGGACGACGGCCUGCCGCACAUCAGCGCUCAGGACCUGGAGGAGAAGUUCAGCAAGAUGGCCGACAGACGAGGUAACUGACCUCUGACCUGUCUGUCUGUCGGAGAGGAAACACCAGAUGUGAGGACGAUGACGAUGAAGGUACCACAGACACGCAGAGGAGGAGGUUUCUGUCACUGAAACGUGGACAGCUUUAGCAGAUUUAACAUGGUGACGUCACUUCCUGUCAAGUCAAACGUGUCACUGUUUCUGCUGUCGGAGUUUCUGAAGGUUUUAUCUGAUGAAUAAAAUCAAAAAUCGUCAACAACAUCUGAAACGUUCAGAAAACAUCUGGAAGAACUUCAUCAUUCAGACACUCGGAGGAGCAGCUGGAGGUCAGUCCUUCAAAAUAAAAUGUAAAAUACACAGAACUCGUUGGGAUCAGCAACAGUGACGUCGCUCUGACACCGAAACCUGUCCAGUGUGACAUCACACUCCCAUGCUGUGAUGUCACUAUAGACUCUGUACAUCUGUACACCACACGGGGGCGACGGAGCUUGAAAUGUUCAAAUUGAUUAAUAGUUUGAAACUGUGAAAAAUGAUGAUUGUCUCCAGAUGUCUUUAUUUUGUCCACAACGCAGAGAUUCAGUUCACUGAGAUCAAACGUUUUGAUUAGAAAGUUAAUUCCGACACACAACAGAGAUUUAAUGUGAAAUCGAUGAAACUCCGUGUUGAAGAUGAAAUGUUUGACCUGAAGAUCCGACUGAGGGAUGAAACGUCCAUUUAAAUAAAAGUUGUGGUUUGGAGUCGCAGCUUUA
This is a messenger RNA of Siniperca chuatsi (mandarin fish), 2289 nucleotides long. RefSeq names its product prune exopolyphosphatase (gene prune1). NCBI's taxonomy places the organism in Eukaryota, Metazoa, Chordata, Actinopteri, Centrarchiformes, Sinipercidae. Gene Ontology annotation, cellular component: cytoplasm. The transcript is spliced from 9 exons. The coding region runs from base 293 to 1573 and encodes 426 amino acids. Gene Ontology annotation, molecular function: exopolyphosphatase activity. The record is from RefSeq and is a predicted model, not a curated record.